CGCUGGUGGGGAGUGGCGGGGGCCUGGGUGGGAAGGGGCGUGUGCCAGCGCACGCGCGCUCCUCCCGAGAAGGCGAGGUCUCACUGCAAGAACGAUCGGCCCGGGUUUUUCAGAAGGGACUAUCAGGGGUGUCCGAGAGCGGCAGGGCCGCACGGUGCCGAGUGGAGGAAGCCGGCUCCAUGGCGGCCCUCCUGCUGCUGCCCCUGUUGCUGCUGUUGCCGCUGCUGCUGCUGAAGCUGCACCUCUGGCCGCAGUUGCGCUGGCUCGCGGCAGACUUGGCCUUCGCGGUGCGCGCCCUUCGCUGCAAAAGGGCUCUUCGAGCUUGUGCGCGGGCCGCGGCUGCCGCCGACCCGGAAGGUCCCCAGGGGGGCUGCAGCCUGGCCUGGCGCCUAGCGCAACUGGCCCAGCAGCGCCCUGCGCACACCUUUCUCAUUCACGGCGAGCGUCGCUUUAGCUACGCCGAGGCGGAGAGCCAGAGUAACCGGGCUGCGCGCGCCUUUCUGCGUGCCUUGGGCUGGGACGGGGGACCCAGCGGCGGCGCUAGGAGCGCUGGGGGGGGCGAGCGGGCGGCGCAGGGCGCCGGAAACGCAGCGGCGCUAGCGGAGUGUGGAGGGGACGGGGAAGCCACGGGACGAGCCGCGGUCCCUCUGGCACCUGGAGCGACCGUGGCGCUGCUCCUCCCCGCCAGCCCAGAGUUCCUGUGGCUGUGGUUCGGGCUGGCCAAGGCGGGGCUGCGCACGGCCUUUGUGCCCUCCGCCCUGCGCCGCAGCCCCCUGCUGCACUGCCUCCGCAGCUGCGGCGCGCGCGCGCUGGUGCUGGCGCCAGAGUUUCUGGAGUCCCUGGAGCCUGACCUGCCAGCCCUGAAAGCCAUGGGGCUCCAUCUCUGGGCUGCAGGCCCUGGAACCCACCCUGCUGGAAUCAGAGAUUUGCUGUCUGAAAUGUCGGCUGAAGCGGAUAGGUCGGUGCCGGGAUACCUCUCUGCCCCCCAGAGCAUGAUGGACACGUGCCUGUACAUCUUCACCUCUGGCACCACCGGUCUCCCCAAGGCUGCUCGGAUCAGUCAUGUGAAGAUCCUGCAAUGCCAGGGGUUCUACCAGCUGUGCGGCGUCCGCCAGGAGGAUGUGAUCUACCUCGCCCUCCCACUCUACCACAUGUCUGGCUCCCUGUUGGGCAUUGUGGGCUGCUUGGGCAUUGGGGCCACAGUGGUGCUCAAGUCCAAGUUCUCAGCUGGUCAGUUCUGGGAAGACUGCCAGCAGCACAGGGUGACGGUGUUCCAGUACAUCGGGGAGUUGUGCCGAUACCUUGUCAACCAGCCCCCGAACAAGGCGGAACAUGGCCAUAGGGUCCGGCUGGCAGUGGGCAGCGGGCUGCGCCCAGACACCUGGGAGCGUUUUGUGCGACGCUUUGGGCCCCUGCAAGUGCUGGAGACAUACGGGCUGACAGAGGGCAACGUGGCCACGUUCAACUACACAGGACAGCGGGGUGCUGUGGGACGUGCUUCCUGGCUUUAUAAGUGCAUCUUCCCCUUCUCUUUGAUUCGCUACGAUGUCACCACAGGGGAGCCGAUUCGGGAUGCCCAGGGGCACUGCGUGGCCACAUCUCCAGGUGAGCCAGGGCUGCUGGUGGCCCCAGUGAGCCAGAAUUCCCCAUUCCUGGGCUAUGCUGGGGGACCAGAGCUGGCCCGGGGAAAGCUGCUGAAUGACGUCUUCCGGCCUGGAGAUGUUUUCUUCAACACUGGGGACCUGUUGAUCUGCGAUGACCAAGGCUUUCUUCGCUUCCAUGAUCGUACUGGAGAUACCUUCAGGUGGAAGGGGGAGAAUGUGGCCACAACCGAGGUGGCAGAGGUCUUCGAGGCCCUGGAUUUUCUUCAGGAGGUGAACGUCUAUGGAGUCACUGUGCCAGGGCAUGAGGGCAGGGCUGGAAUGGCAGCCCUGGUUCUGCGUCCCCCCCACUCUUUGGACCUUGUGCAGCUCUACAGCCAUGUUUCUGAGAACUUGCCACCUUACGCCCGGCCUCGAUUCCUAAGGCUCCAGGAGUCUUUGGCCACCACAGAGACCUUCAAACAGCAGAAGGUCCGGAUGGCAAAUGAGGGCUUUGAUCCAGGUGCAUUGUCUGACCCCCUCUAUGUUCUGGACCAGGCUGUGGGUGCCUACCUGCCCCUCACACCUGCCCGGUAUGGAGCUCUCCUGGCUGGGGACCUUCGAAUCUGAGACCUUCUGUACACAGAGUGCCUGAGGGAGGGACUUUGUGGAAUGGGGGCCAUUGCAGGCACACCAGGGGCUGUCAGAGAUCUUCUAUAUACCAGAUUUGUAUUCAUUAUUUUGUAAUAAAUGGGAUGGAGCCAGUCUGGCUCUGUCUCUCUGAUUUGUC
This is a messenger RNA of Microcebus murinus (gray mouse lemur), 2370 nucleotides long. It is a transcript of the gene SLC27A3, whose product is annotated as solute carrier family 27 member 3. The record is from RefSeq and is a predicted model, not a curated record. Gene Ontology annotation, molecular function: long-chain fatty acid-CoA ligase activity. Gene Ontology annotation, biological process: long-chain fatty acid metabolic process. Gene Ontology annotation, cellular component: endoplasmic reticulum membrane; plasma membrane; mitochondrion. Lineage: Eukaryota; Metazoa; Chordata; Mammalia; Primates; Cheirogaleidae.